UUACUGCUAAAGUCAUGAAUGGCUUAAUACAGCAAGGGUUCGGACUUAUUAAACUAAUUUAUAUAACAAAGCAAAUAUAUGUUUACAAAAUAUAGUCGUAAUUAUUUGAUAUGAAAUAUUUUUUAACUUUUUUAAUUGAUUUAGAGUUAGAUAGGUAUAAAUCUUGUAUGUGUUUCGAAAGGCUAUUUAUUAUUUUCGUAAGUAUGAAAUUAUUAGUUCUCGUUCCGUAGACAUUGUUAUAUGAUGGUAGUAUGAAUCUAGGUGCAUUAGGGAUACUUCUUAAGUUGAACUCCUUGAGUUUGUUGAGAACGUCCUGUAGAUCCUUCACGUGGUCGUCAAAAGUGGGCGACAUAACGAUUAGGUCAUCUAGAUAUACCAUAAGCUCGAUAUGGCCCGUCCUACAAGAGGCCCCACGUUGGGCGCUACUUGUAGGACGGGAGGUGAGGGCGAAGACGAAAAGCCGGCGUUAGUUACUUAAACGCGUGUAUUCUCAACUUAGAGAAAUUAUACUAUACUACUAGUACUUACUUGCCGAGCAAGACCUAACUAGGUAGGCGCUAAGUAGGGAUUGCAAUCCGGUCCGGCGGAUCCGGUAAUCCGGCCGGAUACGGUACGGUACACAAACACAAAUAAAGGCAAGUAAACAAACACUUUAACACGGUCUUUUGACUAAGUUUGAUAACGUCGGUAAGGUGACUUCUUUGUUAACGACAGGUGAAUGUUCUUCUGGUAAUUUUGUGGAAGAACAAGUUGUGUCGGAGUCAGUUCGUGGUCAUACCUAAAAGUAUUUUGAAAUGGAAUCUCAAGUUCAAUGGACACACAGAUCCGAAGACUUUUUUGGAAAAUGUUCAAGAUCUUCAGCAGGCUGAUGGAGUUACAGAUUCCAAACUUUUGUACUCUGCAGCCAGGUUGUUCUCGGAUCACGCUCUUAUAUGGUUCCGUGCAAACAGGAAUAAGGUGUCAUCUUGGCAAGAACUUGCAGUAUUGUGUUAAGUGAUUUUCAGGAUCCAGAGUAUGAUUAUAAGUUAGCAAAUGAGAUUCGUGUUCGUACGCACGGAGAAGAUGAGCCACUUCAUCUUUAUUUUGCAUUAAUUACACCACCAGCUCUCCCCUUGAAUGGUAACUAACUCUGCGCAUCACAUCGUCCAUGACAAUCAGGAACGGAAAUGGCGACAGUAAGCAGCCCUGUCAAAUCUGUACAUAGUGUAUAUUAUCAACAACAACUUAAAAGUUUAACAGGAAAUAAAAUUAACAUCUUAAUGAUUACUAAGGUCAUGAUAAUGCAGGUCACACCAACCAUAUCUUUAAGCGGUUAGGGUUGGAGAAUGCAAAUUAAACACCAAACGCUUUCAAAUUACUAAAUAUAUUUUAAAUUAAAACCGAGCGGAGGUCGUGGUAAGGGUCCGUUAAAUAUCAAUAAGCCUGUCUGGUUUCACUGACGUUGUUGGGUACUCCCCUGACGUGGCAAGGUGAACGUGCAGGGCCCGGGUCGGUCGUCGGGACGUUGCGGGAAGCGACGAGGUCAGCUGGUGUGUGAUGCAAGGAAGCCUCUGGCUUGCUUCCUACUCUGCGAUCGGAUCAGCAGGUUCCUCCUGCCGCCGCCGUAGGUUUACGCCGUACAAAUGCACCCCUUAAGGCCGAUUUACAUCAAACGAGAGAAUGCUCAUUCUAUCCCCACUACAUCAAAUUCUUCUAGUGUAAACAGGCGUAGAGCAUUCUUUCGUUGUUCUUAGUGCGUUCGCAAAGAUUCUAUAGAAUAUUCUAAGAAUACUCGCUCGCUUGAUGUAAACGGCGCAAGAGCGCGCGAACAGUUGCUUAGAGCGUUCUAGCGUGUUCGGACGUGCUCGCGCCACUGAGCGGUCUCAUCAAAGCGUUCUUGUGUUCUAGCGAUUGUUUACGUAUUAUCGAUUAAAUUAUGGAUUGGUCUCAAGAAAAAUGUUUAUUAAUGAUAGAAGCCUACCGCAAUUUCAGAUGUCUGUGGGAUCCGACGUAUGAAAACUAUAAAAAUACAACUUACAAACAAGAUGCUUGGCAGGAAAUCGCAAAACAACUGGAAUGUAAUGUUGAAGAGUUAAAAAAAAAGAUGGACUCGCUUCUUGCAUCUUACCGCCGGGAUAGGCAAAAAACAAUGAGUACGAAGUCAGGCAGCGGUGCCGAUUGUAUUUAUAAUUCUAAAUGGUUUGCAUUUAAAAGCAUGCACUUUUUGAAUGACAAAUAUAAACCGAGGAAAACAAUUGAUUUCGACACUAACCAAAAUAAAAACAUGGCUGAUGAGCAGGAGAAUGACCGAAUUGAACAAGAAACUGCGGUAGUGGACCCUAAUGCAGAUACACAGUCAGAUUCAAGAACACAUUCACAACCUGCAAUUUCAGUAGGGUCAAGAAACACCACACCACAAUGGCAACAAUCAACAUCACUGCAAUCUGGCCACAAAAUACCACCAAAAAAAUCAAAACAUGAAGACCCUCGAGUAGCCGAAGCCUACCGUAUUUUAAAAGAUACACAUGAUUCAAAGAUAAGGGACAAGAGUCAAGCUUUUGGAAAUCAUGUUGCUUCAAAACAUCGCGAAUACUCAAAAAGGACGAAAGCGUAUGUUGAACAUUACAUAAAUAAUAUACUGUUCGACGCUGAUUUGGGGAAAUUUGAUUAUGAGUCAAAUUUAGCAUCAACUCCGAUGUCUUCAUAUUCAGACAGUUCACAAAAUACUUGCAUUGUGUAUUCUGUAGCCUCAGAUCAAUCCCCUCCACCCAACCAAAUGGAAGCUAGUACAGAAAGUAAUGUGAAUUUAGGCCAACAAUUACACAUUCCGGAUGAUACCGCAACUGAAGAAACCAGGGAGUCUUUGCUGCAUUUUAUUAGAAAUUUUAAGUAACAUGUAUAUCUUUUCUAGUUACUUUUUGUUUAUUUAAGUUCUCUGAUUGUUUUUUUUUUUUAAAUAAAUAUCUUAAAAAUAAAUUGUCUUAGUUUAUUUACUUACUUUCACUAAUAAUUACGGUCGUGAUAAUAGGUGUGUCGGUAUGUAUAAAAGUAAUAACUUUACUUACCUUAGCAUAGUUUUGCAAUGCUUCAUUUAUUGCAGCACAUACUUCAGAUAUAGCAUUACAUAUUGUCGAUUUAGACAUUUUAGUAAAAUACAUCAGGCUUCCAUAGGAAUCUCCAGUUGCCAAAAAUCGCAAAGUCACUGCUAGUCUGUCAUAUGCAGGAAUCGAGUCUCUAAAAUUCGUACUUGAUUUUCGAAUUUUUUCGCUGGUCAGAGAUAGUAAAUGAUCAAAAUCCUCUGGCGCCAUUCUACAAAAGUUUUGGAAUUGUCCACUUUCUUCUUGUUUUCGCAUAUCCGUCAUUGUUUCACCUACAUUAUCCAGUGUCCUUCGAUGCAUUAAAUUUGUAACCCACCAACGUUUCUUCCUUCUUUUAUUUUUGAGUUUUCGCGACAAAAUAAUAAAUGCAGCACUUGCAAUAAUGAUAUCGCUGUCAGAGUCAGACAUAACGAAGCACUACCAAUACUAACCACAGAAUUGACACGAAUGAGCAAAGAACAUUCGAUCUAGCUUUUGUUUACACUAAAAGAUUACGAAAGAAUGCUCUUGUUUUAGCUCUAGCUCUAUGUUCGUUUGAUGUAAAUCGAUACCUUCUAGCUUUCGUUUACACUAAAAGAUUACGAAAGAAUGCUCUUGUUCUAGCUCUAGCUCUAUGUUCUUUUAAUGU
Messenger RNA from Cydia pomonella (codling moth), 3705 nucleotides. RefSeq lists its product as uncharacterized. The record is from RefSeq and is a predicted model, not a curated record. Lineage: Eukaryota; Metazoa; Arthropoda; Insecta; Lepidoptera; Tortricidae. The coding region runs from base 1916 to 2872 and encodes 318 amino acids. The transcript is spliced from 2 exons.